Molecule: messenger RNA, 414 nt
Organism: Penicillium maclennaniae
Lineage: Eukaryota; Fungi; Ascomycota; Eurotiomycetes; Eurotiales; Aspergillaceae
Product: thiamine-binding protein
Exons: 3
Coding region: 1-414 (137 amino acids)
Cellular component (GO): cytosol
Source: RefSeq, a predicted model, not a curated record
AUGGCGUUCGCACCUUCAGCCCUGGCAACACCUUCGCGGUGCACAGCCGACUUUUCUCUUAUCCCAGUAAAGAAGCCCCGAACAAGCAAAAACAAACAUCUCGAGUUACUGAGCAAAGCAUUUUCAUUACAGAUUGGCUCACAGAAUGCAUCGUUCUCUCAGCAGAUCGCAGAUAUCCAGCGUCUCAUGCAGCAGUCAGGCCUCAAAUACGUGAUGCAUGCCACGGGCACAACACUAGAAGGGACAUGGAGCGAAGUUACCGAAUUGAUUGGAUUCGCACACACUCUUAUCCACCAGCAGGGAAUAGCCAGAGUCCAGACGGACAUUCGCAUUCAAACUAGAACCGACAAGGUCCAGCCAAUGGAGGGAUAUGUUGCCUCGGUGGAAGCCAUUUUGUCUGCGCCUGCCCCUUGA